Messenger RNA from Hipposideros armiger (great roundleaf bat), 759 nucleotides. It is a transcript of the gene PRXL2B, whose product is annotated as peroxiredoxin like 2B. The annotation marks the transcript as partial. The transcript has 6 exons. Gene Ontology annotation, molecular function: prostaglandin F synthase activity. The record is from RefSeq and is a predicted model, not a curated record. Lineage: Eukaryota; Metazoa; Chordata; Mammalia; Chiroptera; Hipposideridae. Gene Ontology annotation, biological process: prostaglandin biosynthetic process.
UGGGGGCGCGGACGGCGCGGAGGUCCGGCAGUGCUCCCGCGGCGCCCCUCACUCGUCCCCGCGCAGGCCGUGGAGCUGCGGAGCCUGUGGCAGGAGCAGGCGUGCGUGGUGGCUGGUCUGCGGCGUUUCGGCUGCAUGGUGUGUCGCUGGAUCGCCCGGGACCUCAGCAGCCUCAAGGGACUCCUGGACCUGCACGGUGUGCGCCUGGUGGGCGUGGGGCCUGAGGCCCUGGGCUUGCAGGAGUUUCUGGACGGGGGCUACUUCGCUGGAGAGCUCUACCUGGAUGAGAGCAAGCAGUUCUACAAGGAGCUGGGCUUCAAGCGGUACAACAGCUUGAGCAUCCUGCCAGCUGCCCUGGGGAAGCCCGUGCGUGAUGUGGCCACCAAGGCCAAGGCUGUCGGCAUCCAGGGGAACCUGUCCGGGGACCUGCUGCAGAGUGGAGGGCUUCUGGUGGUUACCAAAGGUGGUGACAAAGUGCUGCUACACUUCAUCCAGAAGUCCCCAGGUGACUAUGUUCCCCAGGAGAGCAUCUUGAAGGCCCUGGGCAUCUCUGCGGAGGUCAGUGCCAGCAAGCCACCCCAGUGUGACGACGAGGCGUGCUCGAGGUGAAGGCCCCUGGCUUCUGAGGAUCUGGGAGGCGUCUGCUGCGCCCGGCGUGCUGCCAGCAGGAUGUGAAGAAUUGUCCUGAACCUUCCGGCCUGGAUGCCGCACUCUGCAUGGUCAGCGGACGGCACUGAGCAUUAAACUGCCGUCUCUGUU